AUGGUAAAAAGGACUGUGCAAAGCUACAGGAGGUCCCUGCAAGAGUUUUCAGAAAGUACGGUUAUGUCAAGAUGCAAGAGUCUCAGCUCUUCCCACCUGCCCACUGGUGCACCCCAGAGCAUCACUGAAUGGCUGGCGCUCUGGGAAAAGGAUCCAGUAGAGAUUCUGCUUGACUUGGGGUUUGGCACAGAAGAACCUGAUGUCUGUACUAAAAUCCCUCCUCGGUUCCUCAGUGGUGCUUCUGUAGCAAAAGGGAUCAACAUCCGAGUCUUUUUGGAAGCUCAGAAGCAGCGGAUGGACAGUGAGAGGCCAAACCUAUAUGAACGUUUUCGACAGCUGGAAGUACUUGACCACGUAACUAGUGCCCUCUCAUCUUUGCUGACUGACGUCAACGCCCAACAGACCACAGCACAGGGCACCAGCAGGGAUGAGACCAGUCUCCUGGACGCUGCGAAGAGCAGACCUGCUGUCACACGAGCGAAGCGGAGAAGAAUAGGUCAGCUCCUGAAAAGGGCUUCUCGGCAGUCAAUGCUAUUGAAGCAGGGCUUGCUGGCACCUGGGGAAGCCAACUUGCCCAUCAGGAAAGAGCAGCCCUGUUUUUGUGCUGAUAUUGCUGAGAGUGGAACAGUCCAGUCAGGCUUUUCUGCAGGUGUUACAUUGGGCUGUCUGACCCAGGAGCAAAUCCCCAGAGACAAAGGUGCCUCGGCAUAUCCCACGUCCUGGUGCCCACCAACUCCAUCAGGGAAAGCCUGGGCUUCAUCGCACCUAGUUGCAAAACAGCCCCACCUUUCUCCGGCAUGCGAUGUGCCUGCCCAAGACAGGCCAAGAAAGGAGCCACCUUUGCUUGUGGCCCACACGCUCAGAGAAGUGGUUGACCUAAACUACAAGCUUCCAGACUCAUUUGAAAUGGAAGAGAUUCAGAGUUUUGAGGAUGAAACUGUGUGUGGAAAUGCUCCUGACACCACUUCAGCAGAGGUGAUGGUGACAAGAACAAGCAGCUGCCAGUCAGACAGCAGUGGGUUCAUGGAGGAGCUGCCAGAACCUGUAGGUUUGCAAAAUGCAUCUUUGUCAGGAAAGAUGAAUUGUAUUUCUGAUAUCCACAGUCAAGAAACAGUUCUGUCACAUGAGACAGUCUUCCCUGUGUUAAAUCAAGAUUUUCAAAAAAAGCCAGAUGACUGUGUUGCUAAGGUCUUCAUCACAGCUCGCGAGAGCAUUUUGACAGUACCGAGAUCAACGAAAGCAUGUAGUGACCAGGGAGAAAAGACUCAUCUACUGCUGACUGCAGAAAAUGACAAGUAUCAGGCCUAUAAUGCUGAGCCACAGACUUUUGUACAAGACAUGUUAUGUGACAUGGACAAGAAAGAGGAUAAAACUGGAAGAAAGCAACUGGAAAAAGAGCAGUGCAUAAAAGAGCACAGUCCUAGUUUUCAGGAUGAUACUCAGGAUGAAGGAGAUCUUAGCUCCUCAAAAUUUGAACGUCAUUUAUAUUUUAGUACAGAACGCAAAAAGGUGAAUGUAACCUUCAUUGAAGUGAGUGAUAAAACCCCUGAAGUCAUCAGAGGUGAAGAUGAAGGUGAGAGAUGUCUGGCUGAAAAGGAUGUUGGAUAUCAUGGAAGUGCACAUCGAGGUCAUACAGGAUGUGUUAAAGGACCAUGCCGGGGAGAGGAAGUGGUCAGUGAAGAUGGUACCUUGCUUGCAGUGAAUGAGGUGACAAACAGGCAGAAGUGCUGCCAAAUGGAUGGUGAUUCAAAAAAUACAAGAUGCUUCCCCAAAACGGGGCUCCUGGAAACUCCACAGCGGGGCUCAGCAGUGCAAAGUGGGAGCAGUGCCUCUUCAAGAUGUCCCCUGCGAGUAUCUCAGAGGCAUCCCUCCUACCUAGCGGAAGGGCCUGGAUUAAGUUCAUCUGAAGGUCAAGAGACUGGUAGUGUAAGGGAGAUGUUAGGUGCUAACAAAUCAGAACAGGGAGACACUGUCCAAAAUGGUGAAAUGGCUUCUGCUCCUCUGAAAUCUGUUACUGUUCAGAUGUCUUCAGGACUGGAGUUUACUUCAAGGGUGAAGUGCACAGGGCAAAAUGCUCCUGUCAGUGAGGGCCUUGCUAGGGAAGAUCAUGUGGACUUCUCCGACGUGUUAGUGCACUACUCUGAGAGUGGUCCUCUCAUACGGUCAGACGCAGGGGCUUUGAAGGAUGGUGUGAAGAAGACCACCGAAGCCUCCAGCCAAACUGACAUCCAUGCCGAGAAACCCAGGUGGCCACUGCUGCUCCAUCCACCCCAUAGUCACCUGACAAAAUCAGCUUCUCUUGACACCCUGCUCUGUGGCAAAUACAGCUCACGCUACUGGGGGGAAGCCUCUGGCGCUGGGGGUGCACAGGCCAGUCACUGCUGUCACUGCUGCUGCUGUCACGGCUGCUGCCUGUGGACCUUCCCCAUAGGUGUCUCUCCCCAUCACCCUGUGGGCUGCUACUCAAACCACGCCUCCACUGAGCUGCAGCUUUUGAAGAUGCUGAUGCUCCUACAGGACACUGCAAUGCAUAAUCUUGCUCCGUGUACCCUCCAUGAAAUAGAAGUGAUGAAGAGCUCCUGCCAGCACUUCCAGGAGAAGCUGGAUGAGAUUGAACAGCACCUGACUGAACAGGAGAUGCUAUUUUACAACGCGAUGCCAGAUGAAGGAAGAGAGGAGAGCAGACACCUGCAGCUCUUGCGGCAAGCUGUUCGUCAGGAGGUUGCAGAGCUGGAAUUUCGGCUGAAUGAUCAAGCUUGCCAGGUCAGGGAGGGCAUCCUUAUGCAGCUGGACCAAUUACUAGUAGAACAAUCCCAUCUGUUUUCCGAGCUCGGACUCUCUGAUUGGAAGGGAGAAAGAAGAGCCCAGAAUAAACAAGCGUUUCCAGAUGCCGCUGACACUGAGCAUCCUCAAAGUGGGUGCUCAGAAAUGGUGCUCCAAAGCUCUCCUAACAAAAAUACCACAGCAACAGGGUCCCUCUCUGCCCUGCUGUCAAGGGCACCCCCAAUGCAAUUUACUACCAGGACAACACCUGAGCUGGAUUCAGCAGAGUCUGACCCACAGGAGCUCUCCAGCAGUAAAAAGGAAAUAAAAGGACCUCCCCAAGCAAAAAAGGACUUUAAGGCAUUUUUACACAACUUGAAGAAAUCUUUCCGAAAUUCUUUAGGUAAUGAUCCAGCAGAAGGCAAAGACUGA
Messenger RNA from Egretta garzetta (little egret), 3195 nucleotides. RefSeq names its product ITPR interacting domain containing 1 (gene ITPRID1). The transcript has 11 exons. Bases 1 to 3195 code for a protein of 1064 amino acids. Lineage: Eukaryota; Metazoa; Chordata; Aves; Pelecaniformes; Ardeidae. The record is from RefSeq and is a predicted model, not a curated record. Gene Ontology annotation, molecular function: signaling receptor binding.